AUGCCACAAACUGUAGAUCAGGUUGCUUCUUCAGCACAAAACAAUGAGGGGAUGAUCGUUCGCUGUCAUGUUUUUGUGCGUGGCCGCGUGCAGGGCGUUUUUUUUCGGAAACACACCCAAAAGGCGGCUGAGGAAUUUGGCGUGCGCGGUUGGGUCCGUAACCUUCCCGAUGGGCGCGUGGAGCUGAUGGCGGAGGGCCCGAAGCAACAAGUUGCGAACCUCGUGAAGUGGUGCAAUGAGGGGUCGCCAAAGUCGCGCGUGGAAGGCGUUGACUCAACAACAGAAGCCGAAGGAAUCGAAUAUAGUUUUGAUACAUUCGAGAUACUGCGAUGA
Molecule: messenger RNA, 333 nt
Organism: Trypanosoma brucei brucei TREU927
Lineage: Eukaryota; Euglenozoa; Kinetoplastea; Trypanosomatida; Trypanosomatidae
Product: acylphosphatase, putative
Exons: 1
Coding region: 1-333 (110 amino acids)
Molecular function (GO): acylphosphatase activity
Source: RefSeq, a predicted model, not a curated record